AUGGACUCGACAUGGACAACCCCGGAUAGCGUCAGCCUCUGUUCAUUGGGAGCUAUGGCCAUUAUGUUCUUUGGGGAUCGCCAUUACCUAAUGCCCAAAUAUCUAAUGGUCUAUACUCCGUUUGGUUGGAAGCAGACUCUUGGUCCCUGUCUCCCGGAGAGUUGGGUGCCGACUGCUCAGGGGGUUGGGCAAUGGCCAGCGCUUGGGUGGUGGUUGAGGUGGUUGAGGUCAGGGCUGGGGUGGUCGCAAUUGGGAGUGCUGGGCUGGGUGAUGGAGGAUUGGGUGGCAGAGGACUGCGCUGUGGGGGAUUCGACCGUGGGGCCCGGUUUCAAUCAGCUCUAUAGGGCUCGGGCUAUGAUGCGAUCGAUGGGCCGGGGCAUACUCUUGAGUCCACUGCGCAAGGCAGCAUGUGACAGCAUUGAGGUGAUGGGAGGGAAAUUUUUUGGGUGUGCGAGAGAUGUGUCGGGGAACAGGACAAGGGGUGGUAUCGAUGUUCCCAUAAUGAAGGGAGCGGUUGGAAAAUUGUCAGUGUGA
Messenger RNA from Cantharellus anzutake, 534 nucleotides. RefSeq lists its product as uncharacterized. NCBI's taxonomy places the organism in Eukaryota, Fungi, Basidiomycota, Agaricomycetes, Cantharellales, Hydnaceae. The record is from RefSeq and is a predicted model, not a curated record. Bases 1 to 534 code for a protein of 177 amino acids. The transcript is spliced from 3 exons.